This is a messenger RNA of Danio aesculapii, 6490 nucleotides long. It is a transcript of the gene chpfa, whose product is annotated as chondroitin polymerizing factor a. The record is from RefSeq and is a predicted model, not a curated record. Gene Ontology annotation, molecular function: glucuronosyl-N-acetylgalactosaminyl-proteoglycan 4-beta-N-acetylgalactosaminyltransferase activity. NCBI's taxonomy places the organism in Eukaryota, Metazoa, Chordata, Actinopteri, Cypriniformes, Danionidae. Gene Ontology annotation, cellular component: Golgi cisterna membrane. The transcript has 4 exons. The coding region runs from base 181 to 2487 and encodes 768 amino acids.
GACAGCAGCCACUGACACGUACGAAUGCCUCAAUAAUUUGCAGGAAGGUGGUACAGUUUCAGGAAAGGAUAACAACCAAUGCGUUUCCGCUAGUUUUUGAACCGCUUUCUUGAUGUUCGCUACUCUGCCGAGAAGGUCGCGCUUAAAGGAGGUGUGCGUCGCACCAGCAGUAGGAGUACAAUGAGGUUCUCUAUGUUGAUCAGUCUGUUAAGGCCGAUCGGCCCGGUUAUUAUCGGGAUUUCGCUGGGAUUUACUCUGAGUUUGCUGAGUGUGAGCUGGGUUGAACAGAGCUGUGAUGUUAAUGCCGUAGGAGACGAAGGAAUCGCUUUAACCCAGGAUGGAAGCCUGAAAGGAGCCCGGAGACCAAACUCUAUUUCCACUGGGAAUGAUGGUGAGGAGGAGGAGAAGGAGGAUUUCCAGCCGAGAAUAAUCCCGUAUAAACCAGUCAAACAGACUCAGCCCAAGAAACUUUUCAGAGCGAAAUACAUUAGCACAGAGCUGGGAAUCCGAGAGCGUCUUUUUGUGGGAAUAAUCACCUCCAAAAACACCAUCAACACCCUUGGUGUAGCUGUCAACCGCACAAUUGGCCAUCAUCUGGACAAUGUCGUGUUCUUCACUGGCACACGAAACCGCAAGAUACCCCAUGGGAUGAAUGUGGUCACACAUGGCGAUGAACGGCUUAUCUGGAACAUGUUCCAGACCAUCAAGUACAUUCUAGAACAUUACAUCACAGAGUACGACUGGUUCUACCUCGCCCAGGACGACACAUACACACAGGCAGACCGUAUCAAGGCUCUGGUAGGGCACUUGAGCAUGGACCGGGUGCUGUAUAUGGGCAGUCCGGAGGAGUUCAUUGGAGGUGAGAUGCAGGGACGGUAUUGCUAUGGGGGGUUUGGAUACCUGCUGUCCCGCAGUCUUCUGUUGAAGCUCCAGCCCUUCCUGGAGAACUGCAGGAACGAUAUUCUCAGUGCCAGACAUGACGAGUGGCUUGGCCGAUGCAUCAUCGACUAUGCUAAUACCAACUGCGUGGAAGAAUUGGAGGGACAGAGGUAUUACUAUUAUGAAAUGGGCAAAAAUUCUGACCCCAGUAAAGAAGACAACAUGCAGUUCAAGAAUGCACUGACCGUCCACCCAGUGUCUGAUCCUGAGCAGAUGUACAGACUCCACAAACACUUCACAGAGAUUGAGCUGCGGAAGACAUACGAGGAGAUCGAAAAACUGCAGGCGGAAAUUAGAAAUGUAAGUGUAGUGGCUUUUGAGGGCAACCGUAGUGCCUUGUGGCCAGUUGGAAUCAAUCCACCCUUUGAGCCCAAAACACGAUUCGAGGUCCUGCGGUGGGAUUACUUCACUGAGGAUCAGGUGUACUCUUGCAUCGAUGGCUCUCCGAAAUGUGAGCUCCGUGGAGUUGACAAGCUAGACGUAGCCGAUGUCAUUGAGACGGCAAUGGGUGAACUGAAUAAAAAGUACAAGCCAGUGUUAUACCUCAAGAAGCAGCAGCUAAUCAAUGGAUAUAGACGCUUUGACCCCACUAGAGGGAUGGAGUACACCCUGGACCUACAAUUGGAGGUGGUUAACCAAAAAGGACACAGUCGCUCAAUCACCAAAAGGGUCCACUUAGUAAGACCUCUCAGUCGCAUCGAGAUCAUUCCAAUGCCUUACGUUACAGAAGCAACUAGAGUUCAUAUCAUCUUACCCGUUACUCUUCAAGAUCGAGAUUACAUCCACCAAUUUUUAGAAGUGUACGCCACAAAUGCGUUCGAAACCAGCGAGAAUGCAAUCUUGACGUUCCUCUUCAUCUACGAUCCAAUAGAGGCUCAACAAGUCAGCCAGAAUGACAUCUUUUCCAGUAUCAAAGCACAAAUCAACACUUAUGAACGUCGAUAUCCUGCAGUCAAAAUCCCCUGGAUUAGUGUUAAAAGUGAAAGUCCGUCUCAAAUCAAAUUCAUGGACAUCAUCUCCAAGAAGCACCCAGUUGACACGUUGUUCUUCGUCGCGACUGUGAAAACCAGCAUCAGUUCUGAGUUCCUCAAUCGCUGUCGGAUGAACUCCAUCAACAAUUGGCAGGUGUUCUUUCCAAUCCACUUCCAGUACUAUAAUCCUGACAUCGCUUAUCACAACCAGCCUCUACCAAGUGCUUUGGAUUUGGUCAAAGAGGCUGGUCUUUUCGAUCGCAGUUCCUUCACCGAAGCUUGUUUUUACAACUCAGACUACAUGGCGACCCGGACCCGAAUGUCAUCAGAUGUGCUGGAGAACGAGGAGAUCCUGGAGAACCUGGAUAUAUAUGACAUGUUCGUCAAAUACUCCGGCCUCCAUGUUUUCAGAGCAGUGGAGCCGGCCCUGCAUCAGAAAUACAGCUACCAGGCGUGUAAUCCUCGCCUUAGUGAAGAAAUUUACCAGAGGUGUGUACAAAGCACCCUGGAUAGCCUUGGAUCACGCUCUCAGCUCGCCAUGCUGCUGUUUGAACAGGAACAGGGCAACAGUACUUAAAACCAAACCCUGAAGAUUGAGAGAUGACCAAAAGGUGAUAAACGCUUUAACCAUUGAAGUCGCAAUGCUGAACGAAUCAAAAAUGCUGUUGGUACCAAAAAAAAGAAGACUAAAAACAUUAGAAAUCUAUUUAUAGAUGGCAGAUUUUUGUGACAACUGAGGAUUUGUAAUUUACUGUCUUUCUUGUUUCAGCAGAUUGGUCUAUGUUGGCUCUUAAACAAAGCAGCUGUUAGCUGUUGAAACGAUCACUACCGUAACAUAUCUGAAUCAAUGUGCCUUCAAAAAUAUGCUGUCCUUUCACAAUACUUUUGUCAUCACAGACACUUUUGCUCAAGCCGAUUUGUUUUAAAGAGUUUUAACGUGUUUAACGUAAUAUUUUUUUUGUAUGAAGGAACUUUAUCCAGAUUCUGUGUUUUAGCAGUAAGUGGUAACACUUUAUAAUAACUGCACACUGCGAAUCAUCUAUUAAGCAUUGGCAAAUAGUGAAUUCAUUAUUUGUUAAGCAUAAACUUUACAUUAAUAGACGUUAAUAAGCAGUUUACAAGUUUUACAAAUGCUUUAUUUUUGAUUUAUAAGCUUAUUUAAAUUGUGCUUAAUAGCUGUACUUUUAUAUAAGGCUGAGUGAUUUGGCCUAAAAUUAAAAUCUCUAUUAAUGGCACAUUUUAACUUUAUUAUGAUUAAUGAGCGAAUAUUUUAUUUAUUUUGCCCUCAUAGUUCACUGAGAAGUUUUAUAUGUCGUCUAAAGGCAUUUCUGGCGCAGCUUCCAAUCAUCGUCAAUGUAGUGCAAAGUAAGGCUCAAGAAUGAUUCCAUCGUCCUAACUGACCUGAGAUCAGAUUUGGCUGCAGAAGUAGAAAUCAGCCACAGCAUUUAACAGAGCGGGGCCACAUGACACAUAAGGAAAAUAAUUGAAAAAAUCUUCGUAAAAUUUGAUCGAUUAUAGGUUCUGAAUGUCGAUUUCGAUUACUUUUCAAUUAUUCACCCAGCCCUACUUUCAUGCCUUGCUACUCAUUUAUUUUUCAGGACUAAAUUAAAUAUUGCCUUAUUUACAACUCCUUUGUAUUUAAAAGUAGCUGGAUUUUUUUUAGGAUCAUUCAGAAAAAGUUAGUAAAUAAUUAAUAAACUAUUCAAAUCAACAUAUUUUAUUAUUCAGGCAUAUACUAAUAGUUCAUUUGUAUGUUAUUGAAUGCUUUACUAACUCAACUUCAUCCAGUUUUGUAACCUAAUCUAGUGAGGACUGUUUAUGCUUUAGAAAUCCCGAAUAAAUGACAAUUAAAGGCUCAGUAUAACAUAAACAAUACAUCUUUGAAAUCUUAUUUAAAAGGUAAAACUACUGUAAAGACUAAACACUGCUGAAUAACAGGAGUGUCAACAUUGACAUAGAAUUGGAUAAAACAAAAACAAUAUAAUAAUUUAACAAUAUAGAGGAUGAAAUCUGUAUUUAAUCGAAGAAACAUGAUGGAACCUUGGGUAAAUAAUCAAUGUGAAGAGUACUUAAAAUUAAUUUAUUUUGUUCCCAGUAGAAAACAAGUUCAUAGAUGUUCAAUAUGACUUCAUCCAGACACUUGAGUGACAUCAACCACAUACUCGAACUCGUUCCACAUUCUCAGUUUGGAUAGCUGCAGUUAUUCCUUUUUUUAGUUCCUCAAUGUGAAACCUCAGAGCUUCCUUAAAUCGGCGACAGACAGAGCUCAGCUCUCCUUUUCUUCUUUGCAGAGUUCUCGAUUUUCAAAGUCGUGGUAUUCUUUUUGAAUCACCCUGUAUUAUGAUACAACAUUUCAAUGUUAUUUAGCGAAGUUUAAAAUGCACAGCAGUGUAACUUGCAAAGGUUUGUUUUUGAUUUGAUACAGUUUCAUUUGUGUAUCUUCAAAUAAAUAGAAAUAAAGUCUUUUUUUUUCUUUUGUCCUGUUUAAAAUAGAACUGAGUCUUUAAUUGUUAUUCAUAAGGGAUUUAUAAAGCAUGCAUAGUCCUUACUUUAGAUUAGGUCGCAAAACCGGAUGAAGUUAAGUUAAUAAAGCAUGUAUUAGCAUAAAAAUUAACUAUAAUGCCUGAAUAAUAAGAUAUAUAUAAAUGUUAAAUUGUUUAUCAAUCAAUUACUUGUGCAUUCUAAAUGAUUUGUAAAUACCACUAACCACUCUCCAAUAACUGGUUUGUAAAUGAUGCAAUAUGUAAUUUAGUAAUGAAAAAAAAAAUUAACAAAGUAUGAAAAUACAAUCAUUAAGCACAUUAUACAUGUACUUAUAAGUCAAGAAUAAAGCAUUUGUAUCUGCAGUUAUAAACCGCUUACUUGCAUCUGUUAAUGAAGAGUUGAUACUUAACAGAUAACGAAUUCACUAUUUGCUAAUGCUUAAUAAAUGAUUCAUAGUGUGUAGUUAUUAUAAAGUGUUACCCAGUGGGGGUAUUAAUGUUGAAAUGUUUUUCAUUUUGUCAAUCAGUCCACGCUUAAAUUUACUUAAACAUUUGGCUGAAAUCUUUUUGUUGUUGUUGUUUUACUAUUAGUGCCAAAUAACACAUCAAGGGAUAGUUCAUCCAGAAAUACAAAUCCUGUCAUCAUUUACUCAGCCUUUACUUAUUCCAAACUAAUAUGAGUUUAUUUCUUCUUCUUUUCCCCCCUCCUAACAUUAAUGUCAAUGGCUACCGGUUUCCAGCAUUCUAUAAUAUUUAUAUUUUUUAAUUUCAUAUUUUAUUUAUUUAUUGUUUGUGUGUGUUCAACAGAAAAAAGAAAUUCAUAAAGGUUUGGAAGCAGUUAAGGGUGAAUAAAUGUUUUUUUUGUUUGUUUUGUUUUUUGUUGAACUAUCCCUUUAAGAAGUUUCCAUCACUAUUUCCUCCAAAGCAUUUCAACCAGUAAUUUAUUCUUGAACUUUGAACAGCAGAACACAGUUGCUGUUAUUAUCGACACCUGGAUUUAAAGGCAUUUAAAUAUUUGUACCAUUGAAACUGCCUCUGAAGAGAUUUUUCAGAUGAAAGAAGUAAACACUUUAAGGUUUUUGCACUAAUAAAUCAAUGAAACUCUGCCUUGUAUAUCAGCUGCACAAUACGCCUGUCAAAGCAUUUCAUUCUGUUCGAGAAAGAUUAUAGGGUACGUUAGUUCGUUUCUGGAGUGCAAUACUAGUGCAAUACAAUUCAGCCUGCUGAUGGAAACAUUCCAGAUGAGUUAAACACACCAUAGAGAGCCUCCAUUCAAAAGCGUUCACAAAUCAUAGUGUGUUUCUGUGGGUUAAAUAAGAUCAUUUAGAUUUGUUUGUUUUUGUGGGUCCCUUUUUGUCCUUCAUAACUGUUUCCCGGUACCUGUGUUUACUGUAUAAGUGUUGUGUUUAAGAUCAUUUUUUAUUUAAGACAUCAUAAAUGUAAAUGCAUUACACUGACACUGUGGUGAAGUCAGUUUUGUAAAUGACACACGCGCAACAUGAAUGGACGCAGCACAGAAUGAGCGCAGACUGAAGCCGCUGUUGGCCUUUAGGGGUCAGCAGAGGGUUGUGGGAUUACAGCUGCUCUCGGAUUUCCAUUCUUUCACCAGACUGUUUCUUAACCUUUUUACUAUAAAUAUUCUCUAUAAAUCCAUUGUAUAUUGUUUUAAAUAUUACUGUACAAAGUGUUUAAUAAAUCCUUUAUUUUAGGGCUCAGAUAAAUAUUAGUGUUUGUCUCUGUUUUUAUGAACCGGUUUAUAUUGCAUUUGAUUUUCUUCGCAGGUCAUUUUCUCAUACCAACAACCUAUAAGAUAAUUAAGUUGAGGUAAUUUUUUCUGUGACUAUUACCAUAGCAUAUAAACCAAAGGUUACAAACUAAGACCUGGAAGAUAUGUUUUAAUGAGAUGCUGUAAAAUCUUCACAUCUAUUUAUAUGCCCUCUCUUUUUUUUCCCCCGAGCCCUUAACCACACACAUUGGCUUUGGGCACACAGUGAACCCAUAUAAGCAGUGGGCAGCUGAAGUCAGCAGUAUCUAAUUAUAAACAGGACUCAUUUAAUCCUGGACUUUCUAUCCUAUAAUUUCUUUCAUACAUCAGUU